AUGCCUUUGAUUACACCUCCAAGCUCGUACCCAUCUAUUUAUCAAACAAGAGCAAAAAGAUGGGUAAGUAAAACAGAUGAAGAAAAAGAAUUAGAAUAUCUUGAAUAUAAACUUCAAAAAGCUAUUAAAUCUUAUAGAGAAGCUGUUAGACGUACAGAUGCAGCUAUACUUAGGUUAAGACUUUUGGAACAUGAUAGACGUGAUUUGGAAAGACUAGAAAGAGAGAGGGAAGAACAAUGGAGGAUGGAAGAAGAAUAUGCGAAUGAUAGAAAUAUGCAACUAGAAAUCCAAAGACUUAUGGAACAAAGAGAAAUAGACCUUUCAAGAGGUAAUCCAAUGAAUUUUAGAGAAGAAAUGAACCAACAAAGACAUCCAGAUGAUGAAUUUUAUGAUCGUGAUCUUGAACAACAAGAUCAUAAUCUUCAACAACAUGGUAGCGGAGGUGAUCAUCAACUUAGAUCUGAGCAAGAAAGAAUUAAUAGAAUCAAUCAAAAUAUCGCUAAUGAAGUUAGAGAUCAAAGACACUCACAAGGCUAUGAUGAUCAUGGUUCACAUCAUCAUAGAUCUCAACAAGAUAGGAUUGAUGAUAAUAGAAGGAAUUCAAAUAUAAGAUCUGAACAAGAAAGAAUUAAUAGAAUCAAUCAAAAUAUUGAUAAUAAUCUUAGAGAUCAAAAGCAAGGAUUUGAUGAUCGUGAUUCACGUCAUCAUACCAAAUCCGAACAAGAAAGAAUUGAUAGAAUUAAACAAAAUAUUGAUGAGAAUCUUAGAGAUCAAAGUUCACGUCAAAGAGGUUGUUCUCGUUCUCCUUCUUGUUGUAGGGUUGGUAACAACAAUUGA
Messenger RNA from Melampsora larici-populina 98AG31, 837 nucleotides. RefSeq lists its product as uncharacterized. The transcript is spliced from 5 exons. The record is from RefSeq and is a predicted model, not a curated record. Lineage: Eukaryota; Fungi; Basidiomycota; Pucciniomycetes; Pucciniales; Melampsoraceae. The coding region runs from base 1 to 837 and encodes 278 amino acids.